Molecule: messenger RNA, 5521 nt
Organism: Chiroxiphia lanceolata (lance-tailed manakin)
Lineage: Eukaryota; Metazoa; Chordata; Aves; Passeriformes; Pipridae
Gene: ZNF592
Product: zinc finger protein 592
Exons: 10
Coding region: 419-4291 (1290 amino acids)
Source: RefSeq, a predicted model, not a curated record
GCCGGGCGAGUCCCCCGCGGCCUCGCUCGCACCGAGAGCCGCACCGGGCUCCUGAAACUUUCACGGGUGUUACAGCCCCGGGUCCCGCCUGCCACUGAGCCACCCCUCCGGUUUAACCCCCGGCCCGCUGCGGCUGCCCCGUGCCCGUCCCCUCCCCGCAGCCCUGACAGCCCCUGUGCGGCCGGUGCCCCCUUUCCCCUGCCCUCCCCGCGCUCCCCGGCUCCUGCUAUCCCUGCCUUCCCAAGGGAUUCCCGUGGCAGACAGUCCCUGCAUCCCCUCCCGGAGACACCAGCCCCGUGUGGCAAUCUCAAACCUCCUCCCUGAACAGUAUGGUACACAUUGGUUUGGGAGCUGCAGAGCAUCUGCUUCCAGUCUCCAAAGGUCCCUGGGAAUAGCACCGCUAGCUAAAGCUUUCAUCAUGGGGGACAUGAAAACCCCUGACUUUGAUGACCUCUUGGCUGCUUUUGACAUCCCCGACCCGACUAGCCUGGAUGCCAAGGAGACCAUCCCAUCAGCUGGGGAGGAGACUGAGAAUCACCUGAAGUCGUCGGGAAUGUGCAUCGAUGAGAACGUUUCCUUGUCCCACUCUCUGCCUCCCUCUGAUGCGCCUGUUGUGAGUGUGAUCGUGAAGAACACGAGUCGCCAGGAGUCCUUUGAGGCAGAAAAGGAGGGGAAUCACCUCGGAACCGGUCUGUUACACAACGGGUUUCGUGGGUCUGAUCUGCCAGCAGAGGCUCAUGCUUUAGUCCAUAAUUAUGGCAAGUUUGAGUCAACUUUUAUUAAUGGUGACAGCUCCAGAGGUUACUCUGAUAAACUGGACCAGUCCAAGUCAGAGCCUUUGCCAACAUUUAGUCAGUUUAGCCCCAUUUCCAGCCCUGAACCGGAGGAUGCGUUCAGAGAAAACAGUAUUGGGGAUAAACCCAAACAUGCCCAAACUCCCUAUUUUCCACCGCCUUCAAUGUAUAUACCGACAGGAGCUUCAGUCCUGGAUCAUCUUAGGAAGGUGCCAGAGCCUGAAUUAAGCAUGUUUGAUCAGUACUGUAAAAAGGAACAGAAGAUGGAAAUCCAUUGCCAGCCAGAGAAUAGGCUGGAAAUGAGCAGGAGAGAGCAGGACAAAGCAGCAGAGAGGUUUGUGGAGUCAAGCAAGGACUUGGUAGAUAGCAACAGCUUUCUUGGAGAAGGCUUGGUGUUUGGAGACCUCCCUCGCAAUAAUUUAGGAGACAGUAAGGGGUCUGUGCCCGAGCUGAACGUGUCAGUCCCACCUCGGCAGAGGUUAAAGCCAACUCAUUCCAAAUUGUCAUCCUGUGUGGCAGCAUUAGUAGCUCUUCAGGCCAAAAAGGUUGCAUGUAUUCCAAAAGGCGAUCAGCCAAAUCUUACCAAGGAACCUGGUCCUUUUAAAGACGGGACAAAGGGAAGUCCAAAAAUGCCCAAGUCACCAAAGAGUCCCCGAAGCCCCUUGGAGGUGGUCAGGAAGGCCAGCAAGCAACCUGAGAGUCCUCGUAGUGUAUGCAGUGACAGCAGCGGGAAAGGCUCUCCUUCCAUGGCAGCUGGCUCUCCGCCAGCUAUUCCCAAAGUUAGAAUAAAGACUAUCAAGACAUCCUCUGGUGAAAUUAAAAGGACUGUAACGAGAAUUUUGCCAGAAAACGAUGAGUUGGGCAAAUCUUCAGAAGAGUCACCUGCGGAAACCUCCUCUGCUGAAGAGUUUAUCAAAUCUUUCCCAUCCCCUGACACUAGUGCAGCUAUGGAAAGUGAGGCUGGCAGGAAUUCAACCAAAAAUGGGGCUGCUGUGGCUAUCCAGCUGUCAAACGUAACAAGUCCUUACUCAGACAGUAUAAGGAUGGAUAUUGCAAACAGUACGUGUACCGUGUCCUUAUCUCCGCUGCCAAACUGCGGCAGCGGUGCCAUAAAAGUGGGUGUCAAGAGGCAGCAGCAGGGUACGGCGACGCAGCCGUCCAACGCCUCCACCUCCUCCGGCCUUCUUCCCAAAGCCGUGCACUUGGCAAAUCUCAACUUGGUCCCCCACAGUGUUGCUGCUUCUGUUACGGCAAAGUCGUCGGCGCAGAGGCGGAACCAGCCUCAGGUGACACAGAUGUCGGUGCCGCUGGUGCACCAAGUCAAGAAAGCUGCUCCCGUUGUCAUGGAGGCAUUCCACAAAGUGCUGCACAGUGCCAACCCGGUGCCCAUAUAUACUCCGAACCUCAGCCCUCCGCCUGACACCAGUAUUAAUUUACCUGCCUCUGGGUAUUGUUGCCUGGAAUGUGGGGACUCGUUUGCCUUAGAGAAAAGCCUGACUCAACACUAUAGUAGGCGAAGCGUUCACAUUGAAGUCAUGUGCACACAGUGUUCAACUAUGCUCCUUUUUUUUAAUAAGUGUAGCUUGCUUAAACAUGCACGAGAUCACAAGAGCAAAGGAUUUAUCAUGCAGUGUUCUCAGCUGCUCAUGAAACCAAUUUCCACAGACCAAAUGUUUUCACUUUCUCCUACAAGCUCUUCAGCCUCUCUGGCUCCUCAGACUUUGCACUCAUCCUCUCCUCCACCCAAGUCCAGUGCUGCUUCAGGAGGUGGGGUGGGGAUUUCUGUGAACACUCAGCCAGCCUUGCCUCUCUACCCAGACCCACAGAGGCUAAUCCGUCAUGGACUUAAGUGUUUGGAGUGUAACAAGCAGGAGCAGGAUUAUGCUUCUUUAGCAGCUCAUUACCAGAGAACCUCAGAAGAUAAUGAGAGACUGACGUGUCUAGUGUGCCAGAUGAUGCUGCCCAACCAGUGCAGUUUCUGUGCCCACCAGAGGAUCCACGCGCACAAGUCUCCGUACUGCUGCCCGGAGUGCGGGGCCGUGUGCCGCUCGGCCUACUUCCAAACCCACGUCAAGGAGAACUGCCUGCACUACUCCCGCAAAGUCGGCUUCAGGUGCAUCCAUUGUGGAGUUGUCUUCAUGACCCUCGCCAUGCUCAAAGUGCACAUCCACGAGAAACACUGCGAAGUCUUCCACAAGUGUUCUUUCUGCCCCAAGGCCUUCAAGUCAGCUGACAGCACCGUGGCUCACAUGGCCAGCCAGCACCCAGCAGAACCUCACAAGGCUACUCAGGUGAUCUACAAAUGUUCUUGUGAGACAGUCUUUAACAAGAAGAAGCUGCUCCAGGAGCACUUCCAGCAGAACACCAACAAGUUGUUAGUGGGAGUGUUUAAGUGCCCACAGUGUCAGCUGGUGUAUAUGCAGAAACAGCAGCUAAUGCAGCAUGUUAAGGGUGUCCAUGGAGUCCCCCAAAAUCCUGAGGAGCUCUCAAACUUUCGGCAGAAAUCUGAGAAGGCUUCAAGGAACCAGGUUCAUGCCUCACCAAAGGAUCUGUCAGUAGCCAAUGGGACUUCCCACUCCCCUCUGACGAGGAAGGACAUGAGGGUGGAAGGACACAAUCCCGAAUCCAAGUCCAGACUGAGAAGAAGUGGUUGGACUUGCAAGGAAUGUUCACAGUGGGUCCCUGAUCGGGAAACCUAUGUGUCCCACAUGAAGAGAAAUCAUGGAAGGUCCAUGAAGAGAUACCCCUGUCGCCAGUGUGAGCGCUCGUUCAACGCCUCCAACAGCUUGCGCAGACACAUCCGCAAUAACCACGACACAGCAAAGAAAGUUUACACUUGCUGGUACUGCACAGAUGAAAAUCAGACAUUUCCUCAGCCAUUCAUGCUGGAGAACCACAUCAGCCUCAUGCAUGGCAUCAAAAACCCAGACCUGUCCCAGAUGGCCAAAGCGAAAGCUCCAGAGAGAGACACAGCAGAAGCAAAAUCUCCAAAGAGGAUGGCACCGGAUGAGCUGGGUCAGGCAGAGACCACUGUGGGUUUGGAUGAGCCACCAGCCAAAAAACUGAAAGCACCUUGGAAAUGCGCCAAGUGCGGCUUCACGACGGACACCCGGACUGAGUUCCAGGAACACAUACCUCGGCACAAGACCGACAGCUCCACCUUCCAGUGCUUGUUCUGCGGCCUGUGCUACACCUCCCACAUCUCUCUGAACAGACACCUCUUCAUUGUUCAUAAAGUCAAAGAUGAGGAGGAGGAGGAGGAGGAGGAGGAAGAAGAGGAGGAGGAAGAGGAAGAUGAAAGGCAGAAGUAUCAAGUGGAGAUGAGUGAGAAUGGACAUGAGAGCUACAAUGGAGAGCUGAACACUAGGGCAGCAGAGGAGAACAAAUACAAAGAGUGCAAAAGUGACUCAGCUCUUUGUGAGCACAGUCAGACGUGUGGCGCAGAGGGCCCCAACAGCACCUCACAGAACAAUCAUGCAAAGUCUGUUAAGACUUAAAAACAGAAAAAAGCCCUUUUGGUUGGUUGGGGUUUUUUGGUUGGGGGGUUUUUACUCAAAAUACAGGGUGGGGAUUGGGGCAGAUCUUUGAAAUAUUCUAUUGAUUUCUUGGGAUGGACAUUGCUUUCCGUUAACUUCCAUUUGUAAGGGAAAUUUAAAAUCAAAAAAAAAAAACAAAACCAACCCUGCCAUUGCAUCCUAAGCACUAACUCUCUGCCAGCCCAGAGAGGUGAAAAGGGAAAGCAGGGCCAGAAUCCUCGCUGGAGCUUGGCCAACUCCUGAGGAUCCAGGAGCACUUUGCAGCUGCAGUUUCCUUCAGACGAGCUCUCCUCCUUCGAGUGUGCACUGCCUCAGCCUCUGCCUGGAGUCCCAGCCACGACUUCCCUAUCUCCCUUUCUUUCUCCUUCUAUUUAUGGCUUCUUUUUUCUCUUCCCAUCCUGCCUUUGUGUUACUCAUUUUAACUCAUAACGCUGGCUCAGCAAAACGCGCUUGUCAGGACUGUGCUGGUCCAGGAUCCACGUCACAGGGGACGGGUUCGAGCUGUGAGUUGUGCUGGUUAUUCUUAAUUACCCGAAUAACAACCUGCUUUUCUAAAAUGCAAUUUAAUGAAAUGUCUUGGACAUGAGCCAUCCUCAGAGAGGAUUUCAUAGCCCCUGUCUUCCUAGGUGAGCACAGUUAAGGAGGGCCUGGUCCCCCUCGUGUGUCAGUGGAGUUGUGCUGCCGGAAGCCAUUCCAGGAUGGAUGCUGCCAGGCCUGGUGCUUAGUAGCUUGUCUUGAUGGGGAGCUUGGGCAGGUUGGCAGUAUCACCAGAAGGGGGAAACAUCAUCUGCUCCAUCUGUGGGGUCAACUGGAGUGAAACCAUCCUGGAGCUUCUGAUGGCAUCGGUGCCAGGGCUCUCUGACCAGCUCUUUUUGAGGGGAGAGGAGCAGAGCAGAGCUCACAGAAGCAUUGGAACCAGUGGGAGCCAUUGUCCUGCAGCGUGGUGGGGCUGGUGCUCCAGCAGUAGCUCCUCUCCUGCUGUGGCUCCGCAUUGCCUAUCACUUAGGAGAUGUUUCUUUCUAUGUAGUCACAUUGACUCUUUCCUCCCUCAUUCAUUGUCACACCCACGCUUCAUGUAAUAUAAUUACCUUCUAUACCAUUAUUUUUUUCAUUCUGUUGAGCCAGAACCCCGCUCCUUAUUGUUUACUCUGAUGAUGUUUAAAUAAUUUAAGAACUAUUUAUCUCCUUGCA